Parnassius apollo (apollo) is the source of this 702-nucleotide messenger RNA. The record is from the annotation of a GenBank genome assembly. Lineage: Eukaryota; Metazoa; Arthropoda; Insecta; Lepidoptera; Papilionidae.
AUGGCUACAAUAUUAAGCAAAUACAUAACGAAGCUUGAUGAACGCGAAAAUAUAAGACGACUUCUUCUUUAUUGUGACUGCUGUCCCGGUCAAAAUCGGAACAAGAUAGUUCUUGCAAUGCUGAACGAGACUCUGCAACGAUGCAGAACUCUUGAAUCUAUUCAAAUAAAUUUCUUACUUACCGGCCAUACCUACAUGACAGUUGAUUCGGUACAUGCGACUAUUGAAAAUCAGGUUAAAAAUACCACUAUCUGGGCUCCUUCCCAGUGGUAUACGGUAUUCCAAACAGCAAGACAAAAUCCAAAGCCCUUUCAUGUUGAGCAGUUAACUCACAAAGAUUUUAAGAGAUGGGACCUACUCGCAGAUAAGUAUUUCGUGGGAAAUCUUGUGGGUAAAAUAAGUAGAAUACGAGUCGCAACUUUCAAAAAGAAUCGUAUAUCAGCAACGGUUAAAUGCUCUAUGAAUCCGGAAGCACCCGUGUCCUGUAUUGAAAUCGCCUCCAAAACAAAGUUUCUUGACUUACCGAACUGCUAUCUUACACCCCUACCAAUUACUGAAAAUAAACACAAAGAUUUAUUAAAGCUUUGCUCAGACCAAGUUAUACCCCAACAAUUUCAGGCAGAGUACUUAGCUUUAACUUACAACAAAAAGGUGAAAGAUACUUUACCCGAUACUGACAUCGAAGAUAAUGUUGACCAGUAG